AUGUCAACACUAGAAUCAUCAAAAAAUGGGGGCGCUGAGGAAUCCGCUAUUGCGAGCUACUCCAUGCUCCAGCCAUACAAGCCGAAUCAUCUUGUCAAACAUUGUCCACUCGCGGCUCCGAGGCCAGCGUCUACAGUCAACACCCUCUCACAACCCGCAAGCGUCUUACACACAUCAAUCCUACUACCACCUCUACUCGAUAAUCUCAAUAUGACGACCAACCCCGGCGGUCCCGAAAUCGUGCCGCUCACCCUUUGGACGGAGAACCAUAUCACCGCCAUUUACAAGGCCACCAACCGUGCUGACUUCGACAAGGCGUUCGAUGAGUUCAUCGACAAGAACGCGCAGAUCACUCUGAACGGCCGCAAGAUCGGCCGUGAGGAGUACAAGCUGCAGCUCGUCGGCGAGAAGUUCUUCGAACGGUCCGCGGACGUCUCAUUCGCGGGUUCGGUUCAGAAGGAGGGCAAGAUUGUUGAUUACAUUGAGGUCAGUGGUCUACUCCGCCGUGCCGUGCCAUAUCUGAUACCGUACGAAUUCCAGACCGGGGACGUCGGUGUGUUCUUCAAAGCCACAGUCUUUGGCCGCCUCUUCUUCCGGGGCGCACCGAUAUCCAGCACCGUGAACUCCUCCCUGAACGCUGUGUGA
Postia placenta MAD-698-R-SB12 is the source of this 645-nucleotide messenger RNA. RefSeq lists its product as hypothetical. Bases 1 to 645 code for a protein of 214 amino acids. Lineage: Eukaryota; Fungi; Basidiomycota; Agaricomycetes; Polyporales; Adustoporiaceae. The record is from RefSeq and is a predicted model, not a curated record. The transcript is spliced from 2 exons.